CCUUCAUAUAGCGGCUAGAUUAAAUCUAAUACGCCAGCUCAUCGUCGUAUUCCCGUUUUCUGUUAACAUGGCAGCCCCAACGAUCGCUGUCGGUGACAAAGUGCCCCCUGGCACGUUCAGCUACAUCCCAUACACCCCAGAACAAGACGAUGCCCUCGUGUGUGGUAUUCCGACCACUAUCACUACCACUGAUUUCUUCGCUGGAAAGAAAGUGGUGCUGGUAUCCGUCCCAGGAGCGUUUACACCUACUUGCCACGUCAACCACCUCCCCCCCUUCCUCGAAAAAUAUGACGAGUUCAAAUCCAAGGGUGUUGAUAUAGUCGGAGUCCUUGCUGCGAACGACGCCUUUGUCAUGAGCGGUUGGGGUCGUGUUGAAGGGCUGAAAGACAAGAUACUCGCGCUCUCUGACGGCAAUGCUGAGUGGUCCAAAGCGCUGGGUCUCUCGGUGGACCUUUCUAACAUCGGCUUUGGCCUGCGCACUGCCCGGUACGCGAUCAUUUUGGAUGACUUGGUCGUCAAAUACCUCGGGGUUGAACCUGGCCGUGGAGUCACUGUCUCUGGCGCAGAGGCUGUUCUUGAAGCGCUCUAGGAUGUUGCUGGAAGUCCCGGUCGAACGAGUGUAUUUUAAGGUUCCUGUAUAGUACAAUGGAAUGCUAACAUCCCCCGUCGCAAUCUCGAGAGACCAGUCCCCGUAGUCGAUCCCCUCUUUUUGUCCCUCUGUCGCUGUUGGUGUCUGUGUACGCGCUCCUCUGUCACGUGACCGAGUUUUGUUGAUAGCCAGAUAAAGUUCAGGACAUGCAAUUAGGGUCAAGUUGAAG
Molecule: messenger RNA, 818 nt
Organism: Pisolithus orientalis
Lineage: Eukaryota; Fungi; Basidiomycota; Agaricomycetes; Boletales; Pisolithaceae
Product: thioredoxin-dependent peroxidase
Exons: 6
Coding region: 68-589 (173 amino acids)
Biological process (GO): cellular response to oxidative stress; hydrogen peroxide catabolic process; cell redox homeostasis
Cellular component (GO): cytoplasm; peroxisome; mitochondrion
Molecular function (GO): thioredoxin peroxidase activity
Source: RefSeq, a predicted model, not a curated record